AUGGUAGCAAACAGCGGUAAUGCAAGCCUGCCAUCACCAGGCAUUGCUAUGUUAGUCGAUGUUGAUCGCCUUCGCUCGCUACAACAAAACGAGGCCUUCAAAAAAUACGCCAUUGUCACUGCUUCCACUUUCAUAGUACUGGUGGCCUUCACAUUCGUGCUUUUGAUGUGUAAACCGAAGGAAAAGGACAUAAGAAGGGACACAAAAGCUUCGGAGUCUGACACGACCAUACCAAUGGCAACAAGCAGCGCAGAUACUUCACAGUUUGACGAAACACCUUUGGCAGUUAUAACAAUUAUUCGUGAAGGCGCACAUGCUCCAAAGAAAUUCAAAAAAGAAGAAACCCGACGUUCAUUUCCAAACCUCGAAAAUGGACUGACAGAUGUGAGUAUGUAA
Molecule: messenger RNA, 396 nt
Organism: Cylicocyclus nassatus
Lineage: Eukaryota; Metazoa; Nematoda; Chromadorea; Rhabditida; Strongylidae
Source: the annotation of a GenBank genome assembly